Molecule: messenger RNA, 1035 nt
Organism: Knipowitschia caucasica
Lineage: Eukaryota; Metazoa; Chordata; Actinopteri; Gobiiformes; Gobiidae
Source: the annotation of a GenBank genome assembly
AUGGGGCUGGCCUACAGCGCAUGCGCAGAAGGGGCUUGUGGACGGUCAGCUGUGUCGGAAUGUGGGUUGCUGGACAGCCUGACCGCAGCUGAGGGUCUGGGUGACAGUUGUGGAGGUGAGGGCCCUCUCUGCUUCUCUCCUUUCCACGCAAACACCGCGGAGCUCCGGAGGAUGUCCUCAGCCGUGUGCCCGGAGCAGCGGCGCUGCCUGUCCGUGUUGUUCUACCGCGCAGUGCGGGACUUGAAGCCCGUGUGGAUGCUAGAGGACAUGCGGACCAUGCUGGCUCUUUGCCCCGAGGACGAGGACAACCCUCAGAAGACCUACAGUCCGUCAGAGGCGCUGCUCUACGCCAUCGUGCAUGACCACCAGCCGUACGCCCAGUAUUUACUCUCACAUUUCUCCGAAGAGGCGCUGGUGGAUCCCGGGGAGCGCUUCUGCAGCUGCCCCACAUCAGCCCCGCACCUGUCUCUGGCUGUCCGCUAUGACAGACCCUCCAUCCUCAGCCUCAUCCUGCAGGAGGCUCUGCGGCGGCCUGCAGGGGGGGCCCCGGGGCCCAGAGGGGGCUGUGUCCGAGAGGGGAACGGCCGGACCCCCCUGCACCUGGCCUGUGAGCUGGUCCGUCCUGAGGCUGUGCUGCUGCUGCUAGGCAGUGGUGCGUCCCCUGAGGUCCCGGACGCACAGGGCUGGACCCCCCUGGACGUGCUGCUGGAGCCACUCAGAGACUGUGCAGAGGCCAGCAGAGCCCGACGCCACUGUUUGGACACACUGCUCAUGUUUAUGCCCAGGCUGCACUUCCAUCUGCGGGCGGCGCUGCGCAUAGAGCCGCAGCGCUGGACUGGAGCUCUGGGGAAAGACCAUGUGCAGUUUCUGGCAGGACUCAGACCAGCGCCUCUUCUGCUCAGCUCCAUGCAGACUGUGCUCCAGCAGCUCAGCCCCAGCAGCUUCUCUGACAGCCUGCUGCAGCUGCCCAUCCCCUCCUCUCUCAAACCUGCAGGACUGUCCCGGGGCACUCACAGAACUCUGCACCGACAAUAA